CUUUGUCUGUGGCCCGGCGCACAGCGUUCCAACUCCCCUGAGACCGGCUAUUCGGUAAAUCAAGGCCCGAAAUGUAGCCCGCCAGGUCGAAAGUCCGAGGUGGUUGGCUCCACUACCGAUUCGGUCCCAGUUCCUCGUGUCGCCAGAGCAUUUGCCAGUGAAUGGCCGAUGCAUCAUUGGUCCGAGGUGGCGGCCCUCUGCGGGCUCGGCGAAAUGUCUGUCGCAACCGGGGCGAUAGCAGGAGCUGACCGUGUUGCUAUCUUCGGCGUCACCGUCACCUGCUCGCCCGUUUGUCGCCUCGCCCUCUUCAGACGGACCAAAAGCGCGCCAGCAUCGCGAUGA
Protopolystoma xenopodis is the source of this 342-nucleotide messenger RNA. NCBI's taxonomy places the organism in Eukaryota, Metazoa, Platyhelminthes, Monogenea, Polystomatidea, Polystomatidae. The record is from the annotation of a GenBank genome assembly.